This is a messenger RNA of Zasmidium cellare ATCC 36951, 627 nucleotides long. RefSeq lists its product as uncharacterized. The record is from RefSeq and is a predicted model, not a curated record. The transcript has a single exon. Lineage: Eukaryota; Fungi; Ascomycota; Dothideomycetes; Mycosphaerellales; Mycosphaerellaceae. Bases 1 to 627 code for a protein of 208 amino acids.
AUGGCCACCGUUCACGAUUCUACAAUCGCAACGGCGACACCAAACACCAACGACAACCCCCUGGCGCCAUCAACCAUGUCCGACAACGCCAACAAGACCCAGUCGCGCCUCCUGCUCCUCUCCGGAGAGCUGCGCAACGCCAUCUACAACUUCGCCCUGCUCACAGAAGACCCGAUCAAAUUCAACAAAGAAAACCCGACUCCCCCAGGCCUCCUCGCGGUCAACCAGCAGAUCCGCGCCGAAGCCGCGCCCAUCUACUACCAACUCAACACCUUCGACGUCUCCAACCCGGACUUCUCGCCCAUCGCGCUCCAAGUCUUCCGCAAGCAAAGCAAGCCCUGGCUGCCAUCCACCAUGAUCCGGGAGCAGCGGAGUGUGCGGAUCGAGCUCAAGAUUCGGUCCGCGAACUGGGCGAAUGUGCUGGAGUGGGCGAAGGUGGCUCAUGCGGAUUAUGUGUUGGGGUUGUGGUGUAGUCAGGAGCUGUGCCCGGCGAGUGUUGAGUCGGUUACCAGGGUUUUGUUUACGGCGGCGACUCUGAGGGAUUUGGAGUGGGAGACGGUCGCGGUGGUGUUGCAGCAGAUGAGGGAAGUUUCGGAGCUCGAGAAGGUGGAGUGGGCGAGGCGAUGA